UCCAGGUGCUCUGACAUGUUCUCCCCGUGUCAGCGUGGGUUUCCUCCAGGUGCUCUGACAUGUUCUCCCCGUGUCAGCGUGGGUUUCCUCCAGGUGCUCCCACAUGUUCUCCCUGUGUCAGCGUGGGUUUCCUCCAGGUGCUCCGACAUGUUCUCCCUGUGUCAGCGUGGGUUUCCUCCAGGUGCUCCGACAUGUUCUCCCUGUGUCAGCGUGGGUUUCCUCCAGGUGCUCUGACAUGUUCUCCCUGUGUCAGCGUGGGUUUCCUCCAGGUGCUCCCACAUGUUCUCCCCGUGUCAGCGUGGGUUUCCUCCAGGUGCUCUGACAUGUUCUCCCCGUGUCAGCGUGGGUUUCCUCCAGGUGCUCCCACAUGUUCUCCCUGUGUCAGCGUGGGUUUCCUCCAGGUGCUCCGACAUGUUCUCCCUGUGUCAGCGUGGGUUUCCUCCAGGUGCUCCCACAUGUUCUCCCUGUGUCAGCGUGGGUUUCCUCCAGGUGCUCUGACAUGUUCUCCCUGUGUCAGCGUGGGUUUCCUCCAGGUGCUCCGACAUGUUCUCCCUGUGUCAGUGUGGGUUUCCUCCAGGUGCUCUGACAUGUUCUCCCUGUGUCAGCGUGGGUUUCCUCCAGGUGCUCUGACAUGUUCUCCCUGUGUCAGCGUGGGUUUCCUCCAGGUGCUCUGACAUGUUCUCCCUGUGUCAGCGUGGGUUUCCUCCAGGUGCUCCCACAUGU
This is a messenger RNA of Epinephelus fuscoguttatus (brown-marbled grouper), 723 nucleotides long. RefSeq lists its product as uncharacterized. The record is from RefSeq and is a predicted model, not a curated record. Bases 60 to 674 code for a protein of 204 amino acids. NCBI's taxonomy places the organism in Eukaryota, Metazoa, Chordata, Actinopteri, Perciformes, Serranidae. The transcript is spliced from 3 exons.